Messenger RNA from Molossus molossus (Pallas's mastiff bat), 1815 nucleotides. It is a transcript of the gene MECP2, whose product is annotated as methyl-CpG binding protein 2. Gene Ontology annotation, cellular component: nucleus; heterochromatin. Gene Ontology annotation, molecular function: methyl-CpG binding; double-stranded methylated DNA binding; chromatin binding. The coding region runs from base 155 to 1750 and encodes 531 amino acids. The record is from RefSeq and is a predicted model, not a curated record. The transcript has 5 exons. Lineage: Eukaryota; Metazoa; Chordata; Mammalia; Chiroptera; Molossidae. Gene Ontology annotation, biological process: negative regulation of transcription by RNA polymerase II.
UUAGCAUUGUGUGUUAUGUGCCAGUAAUUUGCAGUGUAUCCUUUGUUUCUAGCUAGGCUCCAUAAAAAUACAGACUCACCAGUUCCUGCUUUGAUGUGACAUGUGACUCCCCAGAAUACAUCUUGCUUCUGUAGACCAGCUCCAACAGGAUUCCAUGGUAGCUGGAAUGUUAGGGCUCAGAGAAAAAAAAAACAAAAACAAAAAACAGACCACCAGGCCAUUGAAGUCUCCAUUGGCAUUUGCACCCAGUAUCUCCAUCAGCCAACCAUUUUUCACCAUAACCCCGAUUUGUGCUUCAGCCCACACUAUGCACAGGGAAGAAAAGUCAGAAGACCAGGAUCUCCAGGGCCUCAAGGACAAACCCCUGAAGUUUAAAAAGGUGAAGAAGGAUAAGAAAGAAGACAAAGAGGGCAAGCAUGAGCCCCUGCAGCCGACAGCCCACCACUCUGCUGAGCCAGCAGAGGCAGGCAAAGCAGAGACCUCAGAAGGGUCAGGUUCAGCCCCAGCUGUCCCAGAAGCCUCUGCUUCCCCCAAACAGCGACGCUCCAUCAUUCGCGACCGGGGACCCAUGUAUGAUGACCCCACUCUGCCUGAAGGUUGGACCCGGAAGCUUAAGCAAAGGAAGUCUGGUCGCUCCGCUGGGAAGUAUGAUGUGUAUUUGAUCAAUCCCCAGGGAAAAGCCUUUCGAUCUAAAGUGGAGUUGAUUGCAUACUUCGAAAAGGUAGGCGACACCUCCCUGGACCCUAAUGAUUUUGACUUCACGGUAACUGGGAGAGGGAGCCCCUCCCGGCGAGAGCAGAAACCACCUAAGAAGCCCAAAUCUCCCAAAGCUCCAGGAACUGGCAGAGGUCGGGGACGCCCCAAAGGGAGCGGCACUGCGAGACCCAAGGCUACAGCAUCAGAGGGCGUGCAGGUGAAAAGGGUCCUGGAGAAAAGUCCCGGCAAGCUGCUGGUCAAGAUGCCUUUUCAAGCUUCACCAGGGAGCAAGGCCGAAGGGGCUGGGGCCACCACAUCAGCCCAGGUCAUGGUUAUCAAACGCCCCGGCAGGAAGCGAAAAGCCGAGGCCGAUCCCCAGGCCAUUCCCAAGAAACGGGGCCGAAAGCCAGGCAGUGUGGUGGCGGCUGCUGCCGCUGAGGCCAAGAAGAAAGCCGUGAAGGAGUCUUCCAUCCGGUCUGUGCAGGAGACCGUGCUCCCUAUCAAGAAGCGUAAGACCCGAGAGACAGUCAGCAUUGAGGUGAAGGAGAUGGUGAAGCCUCUGCUGGUGUCCACCCUCGGCGAGAAGAGUGGGAAGGGACUGAAGACCUGCAAGAGCCCUGGGCGGAAAAGCAAGGAGAGCAGCCCUAAAGGGCGCAGCAGCAGUGCCUCCUCGCCCCCUAAGAAGGAGCAUCACCACCACCACCACCACUCAGAGCCCCCGAAGGCACCCACACCGCUGCUCCCACCCCCACCCCCACCCCCACCUGAGCCCCAAAGCUCCGAGGACCCCACCAGCCCCCCUGAACCCCAGGACUUGAGCAGCAGCAUCUGCAAAGAGGAGAAGAUGCCGAGAGGAGGCUCGCUGGAGAGCGACAGCUGCCCCAAGGAACCAGCUAAGACUCAGUCCACGGUUGCGACCUCCACCACAGCCGCAGAAAAGUACAAACACCGAGGGGAGGGAGAGCGCAAAGACAUUGUUUCAUCCUCCAUGCCAAGGCCAAACAGAGAGGAGCCUGUGGACAGCCGGACGCCCGUGACCGAGAGAGUUAGCUGACUUUACACAGAGUGGAUUGCAAAGCAAACCAACAAGAAUAAAGGCAGCUGUUGUCUCUUCUCCUU